Messenger RNA from Fusarium verticillioides 7600, 885 nucleotides. Its product is annotated as NEDD8. Bases 201 to 443 code for a protein of 80 amino acids. Gene Ontology annotation, molecular function: protein tag activity; ubiquitin protein ligase binding. Gene Ontology annotation, cellular component: nucleus; cytoplasm. Lineage: Eukaryota; Fungi; Ascomycota; Sordariomycetes; Hypocreales; Nectriaceae. Gene Ontology annotation, biological process: regulation of proteolysis; protein neddylation; modification-dependent protein catabolic process. The transcript is spliced from 4 exons. The record is from RefSeq and is a predicted model, not a curated record.
CCUCCCCCUCCGUCAGUGUUAGCCCAUAACCCCACCAUGAAUCAAUCAAGCUCAGUCAGCCCAACAGCCGCCAAUGCUUUGACCUUCACAUCAGCCUCGCAUACUCGAAACCUACGCGACACUUUUUUCUUUGCUCUUUGCAAACUCUUGUAAACCCCUCGAGCACACAACGCCCCCGGUUCCUCACUACCGCCGCCAGAAUGUUGAUCAAGGUCCGCACAUUGACCGGCAAGGAGAUCGAGCUGGAUAUUGAGUCAGACUACAAGGUCUCUCAGAUCAAGGAAAAGGUCGAGGAGAAGGAGGGUAUCCCGCCCGUCCAACAGCGACUUAUUCAUGGCGGCAAGCAAAUGACCGACGACAAGACUGCUGCCGAAUACAAUCUCUCCGCUGGUGACACUCUCCAUCUCGUUCUCGCCCUUAGAGGAGGACGAUGGAUGGCAUAAACACAUCGAACGAAUAUUUGAGCGAACAUAGUGGACCUCAUCCCGACUUAACGAGUUCGCCGCUCGACAACCGAGGAUGAUGAGGGAUCACUGUACUAGGUAGAAUGACUGAACACAGUACAACAGCUUGAACCCACGGGAUCAUGAUGUCGAGUCAGCUGGAGCAGUCAUGCGCGAACACUGUUGCUAGUACCCAACACUUUCAGAAGACACGGUGAUAAUACCAAAAGAUACUAUAAAGUUAUUCCCAUUGAUUAAGUAUCCCGUUUUAGCAAGCCUGGCUAUGCUUAUCUUUCACUUGUGGUCUUGAUGCUCUCAUACACAUCGCAAAUUGGCACAUGCGCCAACCUCGAUAUUCCAUUCUAUUCCCAGUCUAAUUCCACGACUUAUGGACUAUUAGUCCGUCGUCAUUGCUGCCAUUCGCUUGUAGCCGUUGGUUCCC